This is a messenger RNA of Closterium sp. Naga37s-1, 2754 nucleotides long. Lineage: Eukaryota; Viridiplantae; Streptophyta; Zygnematophyceae; Desmidiales; Closteriaceae. The record is from the annotation of a GenBank genome assembly.
AUGGCAGAUGUGAAUUUUGAGGUUCGGGUUCUAGUAGGGGGCGCUGGAGGCAUGGAGAAGGGAGGGAGUGUUGGUGGUGAGGCAGAGGAAGAGGAGGAAGGGGGAGAGGAGGAGGAGGAGGAGGAGGAGGAGGAGGAGGAGGAGGAGGAGGAGGAGGAGGAGGAGGAGGAGGAGGAGGAGGGGAGGGGGGAGGAGGAGGAGAAGGAGAAGAAGGAGGGGACCGAGCUGGUGGUGUCCGCUGGAGGCAAGGAGGUGGCGGUACGAGUGGCAGAAGCAAACAACCUGAGCGAGGAGGAGAGAGAGGAGGCCGUGCUAUACCACUGCUAUAGAGGCAUGCUCACCAACAGCACUCAAAUACACCUUGUACCCGAUACAGGCAUAUGGCUAGUCAACUGGGUUCCCAAGCACGUUGCCACAAACACAGGCCCGAGUAGGGUUGUCAAUCUUCUGUCAUCAGAUGAUGAGCUCUUUCCCGUCAAGAAGCCCUUACUACGACCAUGCCUUGCUCUCACCAAAGCAGUGCAAGACACUGGCUCAGAACCCCCAACAGUGCAACUAGCAAUCGACUGUCUGCUGCUGGACCGAGUGCUGCUGUUCCUCGAGGAAGAUUUCAAGGGGCAAGGGGGAGACUUUCAGUUUGACAUCAAUCUCAUUCAAGACCUGAGGGAAGCAGCAAGUGCCUUGGGGCUGAAAAGUCUCCAAGAUCUCUGCGACCAACGGCAGGGGCUCUUUGAAUCGCGCAUCCGUGAGUACACCUUUGCUGAGGUGGUGGAGCGCAAUGUGGGCGGCAACUGUUGGCUGCUUCUGGAUGGCAUGGUGCUGGAUGUAACGAGAUGGUUACCAGAGCACCCAGGAGGGGAUACAAUCAUUCCAAAUCAGGGGCUCAAUCGGGACUGCACUGUCUUCUUUGAGCUGUACCAUUCGUCAAGAGAGUCGUUCCUUUACCUGAGGCAUUUUUACAUGGGCGAGCUGAAAGAGGAGGAUAGGGUUAAGUUGGCGGAGAAAGAAGACCAACAACCAUCUGCAGAGUUCAUGCAGCAAUUAUGGGAGAUCUCAGAUCUGGUGCCAAUAACGAUGGCCGUCACAUCCGUCCACCGUAUUCUGUCGCGGAACCGAGCGACAGGAAGCGCGCUCGGCGCGCUCUUCCGAUCCGUCGAAUCCGGAUCGCAAGCUGGCGCAACCGCGCCGGCCACGUCACCAAAUGGCGCCGCCGCGCUAGCCAGCCGCCACGUCAGCACGUGCGAUCUCGCGGGGUUUGCGGGAGGUCGUGAUGUGGACGCGGUGCUAAGCGGCGCGGUGUCUCCUUUCAGAAGCUCCGUGACUUGCGCCGCUGCGUGGUCGACGUCGUUUCGCGGCAUUGUUCCGUCUGUUCCGGCGGGAGACGCGGCGGCGAUCGCGGCGCAGUGCAGGCGUGGAUACGCAACCUUCUCCCGAUCCAAGCCGCAUCUGAACAUCGGCACCAUCGGCCAUGUGGAUCACGGCAAGACCACCCUCACUGCCGCCAUCACCAAGGUACUGGCAGACGAAGGCAAGGCCAAGGCAAUCGCGUUCGAUGAGAUUGACAAGGCGCCUGAGGAGAAGGCCCGUGGCAUCACCAUCGCCACUGCCCACGUGGAGUAUGAGACGGAGAAGCGCCACUAUGCACACGUGGACUGCCCAGGCCACGCGGACUAUGUGAAGAACAUGAUCACAGGCGCUGCUCAGAUGGACGGUGGGAUUCUCGUGGUGUCGGCCCCUGAUGGCCCCAUGCCACAGACGCGCGAACACAUCCUGCUCGCCAGACAGGUGGGAGUGCCAUCGCUGGUGUGUUUCCUGAACAAGGUGGACAUGGUGGAUGAUGAGGAGCUGCUGGAGCUGGUCGAAAUGGAGCUCAGGGGCACACAAAGCCCCUUCCUCAUCAAGUUCCCUCUCUCCCUCCAUCCCUCUCCCCCCGUCCCUCUCCCCCCGUCCCUCUCCCCCCGUCCCUCCCCCCUCUGCUCUUCCCCUUCCCUCCCUUCCCUCCAGAGCUGCUCUCCUUCUACAAAGCUGCUCUCCUUUUACAAGUUCCCGGGGGACGACAUCCCAAUUGUGCGAGGGUCGGCACUGGCAGCACUGCAGGGCACUAAUGAGGAGAUCGGCAAGAAGGCGGUGCUGAAGCUCAUGGAAGCGGUUGACGAGUACAUUCCAGAGCCGCAGCGAUCACUGGAUAAGCCCUUCCUCAUGCCCAUUGAAGACGUGUUCUCCAUCCAGGGCCGAGGCACAGUGGUGACGGGGCGGGUGGAGCAGGGGAUCAUUAAAGUGGGCGAUGAAAUUGAGAUCGUGGGCAUGAAGGCGGGCAAUCCCACCAAGACGAUAGUGACGGGUGUGGAGAUGUUCAAAAAGAUCCUCGACCAGGGGCAGGCAGGAGACAACGUGGGGCUGCUGAUGAGAGGGUUGAAGCGCGAAGAUGUGCAGAGGGGCCAAGUAGCCUGCAAGCCCGGAUCCAUCAAAACGUCGCAGAAGUUUCAGGCGGAGAUCUACGUGCUCACCAAGGAGGAGGGCGGACGCCACACUGCCUUCUUCUCCAACUACCGCCCGCAGUGCUACCUGCGCACCGCCGAUGUGACAGGGAAGGUGGUGCUGCCCGAUGAAGUCAAGAUGGUCAUGCCAGGGGAUAACGUCACGGCAACGUUUGAGCUGCUGUCUCCUGUGGCUAUCGAAGCAGGCCAGCGCUUUGCCCUGAGGGAGGGUGGUCGCACUGUGGGUGCUGGUGUGGUGGCUAAACUGCUGGACUGA